This is a messenger RNA of Kogia breviceps (pygmy sperm whale), 465 nucleotides long. RefSeq names its product IQ motif containing F3 (gene IQCF3). The transcript has 3 exons. Gene Ontology annotation, molecular function: calmodulin binding. The record is from RefSeq and is a predicted model, not a curated record. Bases 1 to 465 code for a protein of 154 amino acids. Lineage: Eukaryota; Metazoa; Chordata; Mammalia; Artiodactyla; Physeteridae.
AUGGGCAGUAAAUGCUGUAAGUCUGAACCAGAUAAUGAUGCUCUAGAGAAAGAGAGGCAAAAAAAGUUGCUUCUUGCAAAACAACGCCAGAGAGCAAGAGAGAAGGCGGCUGGGAAGAUCCAGGCCUGGUGGCGUGGCAUCCUGGUGCGUAGGACCCUGCUGGCAGCCGCCCUCAGGGCCUGGAUGAUUCAGUCCUGGUGGAGAACAGUCCUGUGGAGGCAAGUGUAUAAGCGGCGGCAGAUCUCAUUGAAGAACUAUGUAAUCCAGGAGCAGGCGGCAGUCAGGCUCCAGUCCUGGGUUCGCAUGUGGCAGUGCCAUCAACGUUAUUGCCAAGUGUGCAACGCUGUCUGCAUACUCCAAGCUCCAAAGAGCUGCUUCACCUUUCAGACCAGUGUUGUUUCACAGGCACAAUAUGAAGGCACUUACAACCAGCCGGAGUUCCAUAUUGAAAUCCUGUCAGUCUAA